Molecule: messenger RNA, 4320 nt
Organism: Saccoglossus kowalevskii
Lineage: Eukaryota; Metazoa; Hemichordata; Enteropneusta; Harrimaniidae
Product: CUB and sushi domain-containing protein 3-like
Source: RefSeq, a predicted model, not a curated record
AUGGGGAUAAUACAAGGUCUUUCCAUGUUUAUAUCGCUUGUCUUGUUUAUUUCCAUAUGUUCAGUUGAAGUGUAUGGACAAACCACUCCAUCGUAUGGGACCACCCUAGCAGCUGGUAGCUCUUGUAGAAACAAAUGCGGUUCAUCCAGUCCAGGGAGUGAGUGUAACUGCGACGCUGCUUGUGUGAUAUAUAACGACUGUUGCGCUGAUUACUUCACGGUGUGUCCAACUAACUGUACAGCAACAAUCGUGAUACGACCAGAAGGAUAUGUUGACGUCACUUCUCCGAAUUAUCCCAAUGAUUACCCAGUUAACAUCUUGUGUGAGUGGAUCGUCUAUUCGUAUAGUAAUUACCAAAUAUUCGUCAGGUUUCUGGACUUCCAGACGGAACCAAUUUAUGACCAGUUCUUUGCCGGCCAUGGUGACAUACCCUCCGAGGAAACAAGCGUCAUUUGGGAGCAUACGGGAAAUGACUUGCCUGACAACUUUCUGUCAAAUAGAAGCUCAGUAUGGAUGAGGUUCAUCUCGGAUUCGUCUACUACAUUCCGUGGAUUUCGAAUUCGACUGAAUGAUACGAUGAACGAGUCAUGUGCGGGGUUAUGCGGGUAUUACAACUAUUUUGAUGAUUGCAGCUGCGAUGUGUCGUGCGUAGAUAAUUGUUGUCCAGAUGUACAUGACAACUGCCAGAAUAACACGGUGAAUCCACCUCCUUAUAGCACGCAACCUACCCCAUUAAAUUGUUCUGCAAGUAUUGUUCUACCAGAAGGAGGAAGUGUUGACAUAAUGACGCCUAACUAUCCUGACGACUACCCAAAUAACGCAAACUGUGAUUGGUUUGUCUCCUCUCCUGGAAAUUACCGGGUACUCGUCGAGCACAACGAUUUCAAUACCGAGUCUAAUUAUGAUUUUUACUCUGCUGGUAAUGGGGAAAACGUUAGUCUAGAAAGUAGCGUCAUAUGGCAGCAUUCCGGACCAUUUCUACCUCGAAAUUUUCUGUCUGCUGGUGGCUCCGUCUGGCUUACCUUCGACUCUGAUAAUAGUAUAACGUCGAAAGGAUUUCAUAUAACUCUCCAUGACACUAGUCAUGGUUCGUGCGACGGAUACUGUGGUCUUUAUAACGAUAUACAUGGCUGUAGCUGCAAAAGUUCAUGUUUGCUGAAUGACGACUGCUGCUCGGACUACUUUGAAAUUUGUGGAGGUAACUGUACUGAGAAAAUCUUCCUCCCCUACCUUGGUUAUACUACUAUUACAUCACCAAAUCACCCUGACAACUAUCCCAAUGAUGCUAGAUGCGAGUGGAUUGUGUCGACAGAACUAAAGACCAAAAUCGACGUCACGUUUCUAGAAUUCGAAACAGAGGAGUGCUGUGACCUUUUCUUCGCCGGUGAUGGCAUCGAUCCGAGCAAAAACAACUCGGUUAUCUGGGCCUAUGGCGGCUCUGUUCCACCGGAUGACUUUUUAUCCCAGGGCGGUAGUGUGUGGAUGCGUUUUUUAUCAGAUUCCCAAAUAACUGCCCCAGGGUUUGUUGUUGCUCUACAAGAUAUUGGUGUCGGUUCUUGUGAAGGAUUCUGCAAUAGAUAUAACACGCGACAUAGCUGCAACUGCAUGUACGACUGCUUCGUUGACGAAAGCUGCUGUCCGGAUUAUUUUGAACAAUGUGCAGGUAACUGCACAGAACAUGUGACCAUUCCGAAAGGCGGAACAUUCGAAGUUACCACGCCGAAUUAUCCGAGUGAUUAUCCUAACCACUCCAGAUGUGAAUGGAUUGUAGAGACCGAGCGAGGAACUCAAAUUGAAGUUGAAUAUUUAGACUUUUGUACAGAACCUGAUGUUGAUCUAUACUUUGCGGGGAACGGUUAUACGCCAGACUCAACUUCCAGUGUCAUAUGGGCCUACUCGGGUACCCUGAGACCAGCGGACUUUUUGUCAACUGCCGGGGCUGUGUGGAUGCGAUUCUUCAGUGAUAGUUCCGUGACAUGCAAAGGUUUCCGUGCUCUCCUCACUGACAUAGAUGGCGGUAAAUGCGAAGGAUUAUGUGGUACUUACAACGUAGAUCAUGCAUGUAGCUGUGAAGUCGGAUGUGAAAUUUCUGGUACUUGCUGCGGUGACUACUUCGAAGUGUGCGGAGGAAACUGUACGGAAACCAUUGUAUUGCCGUACCUUGGAAGCGUGGAUAUAACAACGCCAAAUUAUCCAAGUAACUACCCAAACAACGCCCGCUGUGAAUGGAUUGUAAUUGGGCAAUUCACUGGUAGAUUAGUCGUUACUUUCAAUGAUUUCUCAAGUGAAGAAUGCUGCGAUAAGCUGUAUGCUGGCAACGGUGAUUCACCAAGUGAGGAAUCAAGUGUAAUAUGGGGCAUAGUGGCUUCUAUAGGCGACUGCGUCGAUACUGUAAGUCUAUCGUGGGGUGAAAGUUAUAACUGGACGUCACCCAACUACCCUGCAAAUUAUCCAGACGAAUCCCGAUGUCAAUUACUUAUUAAUACCACAGAUGCGAAGGCAAGGAUGAAGGUACAAUUUCACCAUUUCAAUACGGAGCAGUGCUGUGACUUCUUUUUUGCUGGGAACGGAGACGAACCAAGCCAAAAUACCAGCGUGAUAUGGGCGCACUCCGGCGACGCACUACCACUUGACUUCAUAUCCACCGGCAAUGAACUUUGGUUCCGGUUUAUAUCGGACUUCGCCUAUGCGUUGGAAGGGUUCCAUUUAACCGUUAGCUAUCUCGAUAUUGGUUCGUGCAAAGAUAUGUGUGGAAGCAUCAACGUUGAAUACAACUGCAGCUGUGCCGAAAACUGUUCAAGAGACGGCUCUUGCUGUCAUGAUUACUUCGAGGAAUGUGGAAAUUGUGGAGGAACUUUAUUCGUGGGGCCAGGUGAAAAUGUCGAUAUAAUGACUCCGAAUUAUCCCUCCGAUUACCCGGCUAUGGCAAGAUGCGAAUGGUUUGUGCACAGUACGGAUGGCAAUCUACUCUACGUGGAAUUCGUAGAUUUUAAUACCGAGUCAUGCUGUGAUUUCGUGUACGCCGGAAACGGUAUUAUUCCCUCCGAAGAUACCGCCGAAAUUUGGAGGCACAGUGGAAGCACUCCGCCACCAAGCUAUAUUUCUGAUGAUCGAACAAUCUGGAUGCGUUUUACGUCCGAUUCAUCGGUGCAUCGUCGUGGUUUCCAUGCAGUAGUGUACCAAGUCCGUAAUUGUAGCCAGACAUUACAAGUACCGACAGGCGGUAAAGUGGAAGUUUAUUCACCUGGUUACCCGAAUUCAUACCCUCCAAACACCGUGUGUGAGUGGAUAGCCUAUAACCAAAAGCCGGGGAACAGAAUCAACGUUCUCUGUAAUUCCUUCAAUACCGAAUCUGGGUAUGAUUUCUUUUUCGCCGGUAUAGGAGACGAACCGAGCAACAAGACUAGCGUAAUCUGGGCACAUUCAGGAAAUACCUGCCCCACGAAUUAUGUUGGUGAUGGCUCCGUGUGGAUUCGUUUCAUAUCUGAUGACAGCGUGCAAUACGAAGGAUGGCACAUCAGUCUCGUUGAUGCAGUACAGUCAUCACAGGCUGACACAUGCGGUGUGCAAGAUAUACCGCCAAGGAGAGUCCCAUCCCUUGAAGUGCCUUCCGUUAACAUCGUUGGUGGCUACGAGGCAGUACCACAUAGCUGGCCAUGGGCAGCCCAGAUGAAGGGACCGCUAGGAGGCAGCUACUGUGGGGGUACUUUGAUUGACCCCGACUGGGUUCUGACAGCUGGUCACUGCGUUGAUGACCCAGCAUCGACGAUGACCAUCCACGUGGGGUCACACAAUAGAGACUCCAGAGACGACGGUGAACAAGCUAUUGGCGUCGAAAAAGUCUUAAGGCAUGAAAGGUAUAACCAAUUCACAUUGGCUAAUGAUAUAGCUCUACUUAAGCUAUCCAAAUCAGCGGUCCUGUCUGAAACCGUUGAUAUAGCUUGUGUUGCAGAGAAGAACUACGUACCAGGGACCGAGUGCGUGGUCGUUGGAUGGGGAGAAACGGAAGAUACAGCUAACGAUUUGGUAUUGAAUCAAGUGGUUGUUCCUAUUAUAUCAAACACUCAGUGCAACAGCCGUACUUGGUACAAUGGUGAAAUCACCGAUGACAUGUUCUGUGCCGGAUAUGAAGAAGGUGGAAAAGACUCUUGCCAGGGAGACAGCGGCGGUCCGUUGACAUGUUUGAGGGACGACGGUGCCUGGGACUUGUUCGGUGUGGUAAGCUGGGGCUACGGAUGUGCUGAACCAAGAAAACCUGGUGUUUACACGCGUGUCCCAUCGUACGUCGAUUGGAUCGAAGAAACUAUUAGAGCAAAUUAA